CAUAGAAGGCGUGUUGUGUGGAAGCAAUCUUUGUUAUUUGUAUCAGUAUUCAGAUUCAUUUCCAAUGAAAAUGAAACGACAGGACCGUGAAACUCCACCUAGGAAUAAGCGACAGAGAGCUGGAUAUGGCAUGCAUGAAAGGGAUGCCCCAAGAGAGCGCAUGUCACCUGAUUUUGACCGAAGAGAUUCGAGAGGAUCGGGACGUAUGGGACCGGGCGGGCGCGAUGGUCCCCCGCCAUACUUGCCCGAUCGAGAUUUUGACUUUCCACCAGGACCCAGAAAAUCGUUUAGAGAUGACAGAAUGAUGGGUGACUUUGGCGGUGGCACGGGACACAUGUCAAGAAUGGACCAAAGAACGUUUGAGUAUAGGUCUUUGUGUAUCACGAACAUAAGCAGUAAAAUUCCUGGACCUGCCUUGAAGGAAUCCCUUACAAGAGAAUUUAAGAAAUUUGGAGAAUUUAAUGUUAAGAUUACUUUUAACGGUGAUCAUAGGAUUGCCUAUGUGAACUUCAGAUAUCCACAAGACGCUAAGGCAGCUCGGCACGCCAAAGCAAAGCUGACCUUAUUUGAGAGGCCAGUGCGUGUUGAACCUGUCCACAAUAAAAGGCGCAGUGUUAGUCCUCCAGGACCAGAAUUUGGUAGAGCAGAUGGCCCGCCACCACCCUUUCCUUCUGGAAGGGGUGGCUCCCCUUCGCAUUCAAUGGGCAGUGGUAGACGAACUGGUAGACAUCCAAGUAUUGAUGGGAGGGACUUUCCUCCUAGGGAUCGUGAUUUCCAACCCUUCGAAAACCGUCGGGCUCCCAAUGAGAAAUUCCCCCAUCAUCUUCAACAUGUGAAUCCUGAAGAUGACGACAAAGCCACUCGAACCUUGUUUGUGGGUAACCUUGAUUACAACAUCUCUGAAAAUGACUUGCGUCAUAUUUUCGAAAGAUAUGGAAUGGUUGAGGACAUAGAUAUUAAAAGACCUGCUAAGGGACAGGGAAAUGCAUAUGCAUUUAUUAAAUUUUUCAACCUUGAUUUUGCUCACAAAGCUAAAGUUGACAUGUCUGGAAAACACAUUGGCAGGUUUCAGUGUAAAAUUGGAUAUGGCAAAGCGAAUCCUACCACUUGUUUAUGGGUAGGUGGCCUGGGACCAUGGAUUACACAUGAAACAUUGGAGCGAGAAUUUGAUAGAUUUGGUGUUAUUCACAGAAUCGAGUGGCCACAUGGAAAGAAUUAUGCCUAUGUGCUUUAUGACAGUAUUGAUGCUGCUCAAGCAGCCUGUCAGGAUAUGAGAGGUUUUCCUCUAGGUGGUGCUGACCGUCGGUUGCGUGUCGACUUUGCUGAUAUCACCCACAUCACGCAGCAGUCACCUGUGCGUAGAGACGAUGGUAAUUUCAAUCGCCCUGACCAGAAUUUUGGAGGUAGGAACUUUCAAGGUGGUAUGGGUUGGGGUGGGGGGCCUGGUUUUCCUGAUGGUUUUGGGGACGAUCGACAAAGAUCACGUGGCGACUGGAGUCAAUCAGAUAGAGACCCAAUGAAUGCCUUUCGAAAUCCUGAUAAUCCUCGUGGAUUUGAGGGUAUGCCUCGUCGAGGCCGUUAUGAUGAUGGUGAUCAGCCCGGUGACAUGGGAGACAGACGACAGAAGCGGCCAAGAACUCCUGAUGAGCAAUUUGACAGACAUUUCAGGCGAAGUCCGGAGAAGAGAAGUGAAUUUUCAGGAAGGCUGCCUGAUUUCAAUGAUAGAGACCUAAGUCCAGAUUCAAAGCGUGGAUCUCGGUUUAUUCAUGACCGUGAUGGAAAUUCAAGUUUUGACAAAACUAUGAGAGACGGUGGCCGCGAUGGGAGAGCUCAGAUGGGUAGUAAGGAACUUAGUGUUGUUGAUGGAGUUGAUACGGUUGUUGAUUUUGCUAAAUGCCUGCCUGUAGCAUGGAACGGUGCACUAAUCCUGAAGAGCAAUGCAUUCCCAGCUAGAAUGCAUGUUGUCAGUGGUGAUGUGACAAUUGUGGACACUUUGAUGCGAGACCCCACAACAACAGAAACGCCUGUGUUGCGCAUAACCCAAAGGCUGCGAUUAGACCAGCCUAAGUUAGAGGAGGUGGGUCGCCGUGUGCAGACUGUAGGGCCCACGGGUCACUGUAUUCUUCUUGCACUCCCUAGCACACUGCAAAACUAUGAGGACCCUUCUGGGGCCAUACAGCAAAGGCCUCUACGGAACCUCAUUUCCUAUUUAAAACAGAAGGAGGCAGCAGGUGUCAUAUCACUGCCCCCAAAUCCCUCCAAGGACAAGGAUAAUGUGGGAAUAUUGUAUGCUUUUCCACAGUGUCAGUUUGGUCAUGACUUCCUGUUAAAACGAGCCCCAAAGCUGCCCAGUUCUCCAUCCCCACGAGAUGAACAUUUAGUUGUCGUAGUGGUUAAGGGAGCUGCUUAGACUUAAUUAUCCCUGAAUUUUUACCAUGAAGUAGGCUGGGUGAUGCAACGGUCUUUACAUCUGUCUCAGUUUCCAACAACAAUCCAAAGUUUGCAUGUAGUUUUCAUACACAGUGCAAGUGUAUGAUGCCAUAUGUGUGUCGGAGUGAUGUGUUGUUGACAGUUUCGCCAUGCCAGAGCACGGUAAUUUAAAGUAAAGAAUCUACUUUUGUAUAAAGUGCUGUCAAAUUUUGUAGAUGGAAUAUAGUGUUACUGUAAAGGUAAUCUGAACCAUUUUGUUGUUUUAGCAAUGUAAAAAUUUUCAUAUUUUUAUUUAGUUUGUCUUCACAGCUCCUUUGGGUUACAGAAUGCUCUGAUGUUUUGCAGCUAACAUUAUACAAUUGAGAUGCCAAUAAAAUGCUACAGCAUUUGAAUUUAAUGACCAUACCACUUUCAAAAAUGUAGUUCUUAUUUACAUUCAGAUACGUAGUUGUUUACAGGCAAGAAAUGAUAUUUUCAGUGUUCCUGAUUUUUGAUUUUGCCAGUUUGAUGAACAACUAGUACUAGUUAGUUUGAUGGUUAUAACCAGUUUUCAAAGCCAUUUUCACUUGAUACAGUAUAUUACACAACAAACAACUCAGCUUCUUUGAGGUACCCUGUUCCUGCCUGAUCAUGUGCUGAUCAGGUAAAGGGUAAAUUGCUAUGCAGCUGGCUGUAAUUUCUUUAUUUUGUUAACAAUGGUACACAUGUUCACGUUGUUUUGAAGAAGUUUAUUUCAGGAACUACUGUGCCAUGAUGUUUCUUAUUCAGGACACUUCCCUCGUCUGACAGAGUGACCGGCCACAAGACAUCUUGGCAUAGCCUUACAGUUCCAGCACUGACCUGAUUUACUGCACAUCAGCUUGACCACCCAACGGUCAGUCCCAGAACAAUGCAGAUUGUGGAGUGAUGUGUAGGAAGAGAUGAAAGUGAAUAAUGGCCUAACAAAAUGCCAUUUUCCCAUUGCUCAGAUUAGGCUAGUCAUCAACUUUAAAGACGAUUCAUUGUUGUCAUUUUGGUGAUCCUCAUGAUGACAUAGGACUGAAGAAAUGGUUAUCCACAGGUGGCAUGUAAGACUAUAAACUAUUGGAUGUUCAGCUGAAUCUUACUGAAAACUACUGUGACAACAAGACUUCAGUCUCUCAUAAGUGUCGUCUGAUUCAUCUCUAGUCUUAGUUGUGCUACAAGUGCCAUCUAGACCAUGUGUCCCAUGAAGUGAAAUGGCCAGCACAGAAUUAACCGGCAGCUUUUAGGAAUGUGAAUAUUUUGGCUUCCUUCAAGACUAAAAAGGCAUCUCUUAAGAGGUGAAAGAUGCGAUUUCUUGACCAAACCAGUAUCAGAAGAGCGAAGGCCUGCCAGCAGAUACCCUUCUCACGUCGGUUUGGAUAUUUUAAUCCACAGGUUGCAGUGUGUUUCCUAGCUGAGAAUACUCUCCUGUACAACUGUUAACAGUGGAAAACAGGAAGUGUGUUUAUCAGGAUGACUAGCCCUAGCCCUAGCCCUAGCCCAUUGUUGUGGCAUCGAGGCUUGGUGCUUUGAAGUUCAGUUGAGAAUCUUAAUCUAAAUUCAGUGUGAUGACUUCUUGUGCCAUCCUUGUGUUCGGUGUAGGUGUGAGGAGGUUGUGAUGAUUCACUCCCUAGCACAUUGGGGCAUGCAGCAAGAUUCUGUGUAAUAUGCCAGGUGUGUCAUCAGGUUAAUUAUACACCUGUGAUUAGUUUCGAGCCUUAGCCACUAACUCACCUGUUGGCAGAAUUGACUGUCAAAGUUCUGAUGUUUCUAAGGAAGUGGCACAGAAUCACACGAACAAAGAUUGAGGUUUGGUAAAUUUUCUUGUGAUGUUCUGUGAUCUGCACCCUAGGUGUGUGCUGUGCUAAGAAUGAAAGUGUUUGCAAAGCCUGAUUCAGCUGCAAAAUGUCAGCUGUGCAAGUGAUUUUGAAAGGUGAAAACUACUUUACCAUGCAGUUCAAGAUAAUCAGUGUGAUUUUGCCUAUUAAAAUGAUCCCUAAUGUAGAAAAAAUGACAAAAGUAGAAAUUGUCAAUUAGUAUUUUAAUUUUAUUGUAUAUACAUGUAGUAACAGUUAAAAAUUGAAGAGCAGCACAUGGUCAUCUCCGCAGUUAUGAUUAUAUGGAUGUCAUCUUUUCAUGUCACCCUCAGAUAUUCUGUGAAAUAAUGUUAUGCACUCUAAUGAGUAAGAGCCAAUCAAAGUUAAAUUUGCUGAACGUUUAUAAAUUGUUUCACUGACUACAGUAUGUAAAUGUCUCUUUAUUCUGGAUCUAUUUUGGCUAGGUAGGCUAAAAAUUUACAUGGUCUCCACUACCCGUAAAGCUACUCCUAACUAGAGAGAGAAAUUAUUCUUAAGUUUGUCUGUUUUGACAGAAGAUUUGAAAUGUAGUUUCCAUGCUGAACAAUUCAUUGGCUCUUACUUAUAAACAUGUAUUCAGCUGUUCAAAAGUAACCAACCAAGAUGUCUUAAAACAAGGUGUUUUAAGACAUUAUUAGUUUUAUGAAACAGUUACAUGUACUGCACAUGUAACUUCAGAAACAUUAACUCCACCAUAUUUAACGUCAAUCUUCCUGUUAAGAAUAUCUCUCUUUAAAUGACCUUAAGGAAAAGGGCUUUCAUAUUAUAUAUAUGAUGUUCUUUUCCUGUAGAUCUCAGUUUAUGUGGUGGUUAGAUCUAAGAAAUUAAAGGGGUUGGACAACUUUCAACAUUUAUAAACAGAAUAAUCUUCAACUGAUUGUUAAGGAAUAUAAAUCGUCUAAGAAACAGAAGAUCAAACUGCAAAAACAUAGCACAUUCAAAUAAGGCUUAAAAACCUUAGUGCACUUGAUGGAAAUUGUAGUCGAAGUAGUUUGUGGAAGUGUUCUAAGAAACAAAACAUAGAUUGGGAAAAAUAGUACGUUCAAAUAAUGCUUGAAAAACGCUUGUGCAAAUGUUUGAAAUUUGGAACCAAAAUAUUUGGUUAAAAGUGUGAGAUUCCCUAUUUAUUUGUAACUUUUUUUUUGUUCUUAUACUUUUUGGGCUAAUCUUUGACACAUAUUUACAAAUAUCAGUAAUAAUUUCUUUAAAAGCUAGUUGAUUUUUUCUGUUUGUCACAUUAUGCCCAACAAAUUUUUUUUAAAGGAUGGCCUUACAUGUAGCUCUUUCAUAACUUUGCUCACAGAUAUUUUCUCUAUACAGAAUUUUAAAUUUGGCCUAUUUGGCUCAAGGUUUCCACAGUAAUAUGUCAAACUAAGGUAUAGCCCCUUCUGACCUUCUGACCAGGUAGGCAGCUAUGGUUCAUCGCACAUACCUACCAGAACUUUGACUGACCUGUGUCCGCUGACUGUUCACACAACCGUUACACCUGUACGCCAGCUCUACCAUACAAGAUGAACUUAGAGAACUGUGGGUAAAAAUUGAUGCUUUACUUUCGCAUAAAACAUCAAGGGGCUAUGUGACUUAAAAUGUUUAUUUUAAAUAUUUUAAUAUUUUCUGUUUUGUUUUUUUUUUACCUGCAUUGAAAACUUUUUAUACUAUUACCAAAGAAUCUUUGGUUUGUCACUUGGAAAGUUUUAAAGAUAGACAGCUGAAACUAUUCACGACCAUGUUACACAUAUUGUCUGUUGAUGAUGUACGAACCCAGACUUUCGUUACUUGUAUGGCUGUAAGGCAUGUAACAGGUCCUAUUGGUACAUUCAGAUUUGACAGUUUCCAGUGAGGUUUCGGCUUUUCUCGACCUUUUUGUUGCUGGACACGCUGCAGUUUUAUGUCAGAGGCCAGGUCAGUGUGUUGGGUAUAGUGGUACUUGCAUGUAGAAUGGUCCAGUUCCACUGACCAUUAAGCUGACCACCAACCAUCUGAUAAGUUGGGGGAUUUUAAAUCCGGGGUACACCAAUCAGUGAAAUACGAUGAUCUAGUGUAUUUAUGUGUACAAAUGAACAUUUCCGUAACUAUUUCGCAUGCCAAGUGCCUAUUUUAUUUCAGAUGUGGAGAAAUUCUUAUUUAAGGAAGCUCAAGUAAAGAGCCUCUAUUUAUUACAUUAGAAUAAAUGGCAUACAUGUUUGUUAGGUGCUUGGUCAUUGCCUGACAAAUUACAAUUCUCAGUGGCAUGUGAAAUGGUUAAAGAAAUGUGAAUUGUAUAAGACAUCAAGAAAACAAAAAUCCAGUCAUCCGUAUUCACUACCUUAAGCACGGACUUACAGAAUUAUGAAACAGGAAUGGAGGUUCAACUAUUUGCCACUAUCUCUGAAAUCUUAGUAUGUUCAGAAAAUUAGCGACGUUGAAGAGUUGGAUUUUUGUUAAAUUGAAUCUGUUAUGCAAAUAUUUAAUAUGUUUGCCACAAUAACUGAUAAAUUCUGUGCAUAAAUUUACUACGUUGGCUGAAUAUGUAUAUAACAAUUAUUGCAUUAAUAUUGAAUGUUUAUAAUAUGCUAUUCUAGUAUGUCGUGUAGAGUAGCUUCAGUUUUAUUAUAAAAUGUAAACUUAUAUAUUUACAUGUAUUUCGUACCUGUAUCCUGACAGUUUUUAUGUGUUACUAAUGGUUAUAUGCAUGUUGCCGUGUUCUGAGCAGAUAGGAGUGCCCCAUUUGUUUGGGAUCCUGUGUGACAUGGUAACAACACCAUCGUGAAUUGUUCGCCUAUACUGUACUCUUCUCCAGUAAAUAAACUCGUGUAUUUGCCAAGUGUCAAACAGAAUGUGAAUUGUUUGCCUAAGUGAACCGCAGUGUGAGUGUAUAUAGUGUUCAGAAAAGGAGUGAGCGACCAGCCAUUGAUUCUCGCCGGCACUGGUCCAUUCAAUCAGCCGUCUUCAUGGUGAUGUGAUGCCUUUUUAUUUUAGGCUCUAUUCAAGCCUAUGGCUUCAUUGUUUUGAGCUGCUAUGUGCAAACAAAUGAAACCUGUGGGAAAAGGUGUUGAGUGCUCUUCCAGAAGUUACACCUGAGACCAGUUUUGCGCAUGAUUUUUAAAUGUGUGCAGGCAUUGAGGAAAGCAAUGUUAUAUUGAAGAAAAGUGUCAAAUUCUUAAAAAGUCAUAACUUGAAAAGCAUCAUAUGAUUGGAUGUGACGUGCUGUGUGUGAGAACUAAGUUGUUUAUACUAUAUCUGAGCACAGUUUAGCUGAAAUCUUCUUGACAGGCUUGUCAAAUGUGGAUAAGCUGAUCUAUUAUCCACCCCGUGUGUGGAUGAAUUGUGUUUUUGUGAUCACCCCUGAUGACCAGCAACCAGCUCAACUCUGUUUCAACAACCAUUAAAUUGGGUGGUCUCCAGGCAAGAUUGUGCGACAGAAACCUGUGUUAUUUUUCUUUGUUGUGUGUACUUGUGAUCCCUGUGUCAAUUUACUGU
This is a messenger RNA of Liolophura sinensis, 7748 nucleotides long. RefSeq names its product RNA-binding protein spenito-like. The transcript is spliced from 2 exons. The record is from RefSeq and is a predicted model, not a curated record. Lineage: Eukaryota; Metazoa; Mollusca; Polyplacophora; Chitonida; Chitonidae. Bases 65 to 2410 code for a protein of 781 amino acids. Gene Ontology annotation, molecular function: RNA binding.